AUGAACUCUAGACAACGGUCUUCAUCUCUUCAAUCCUCCUUCUCUCGGAACAAGCAUUCCCAACAAUCAAAUCAGCAACGGCCCAUACGGUUAUUAUUUCCUGCAACAACAGAGGAAGAACGAGAAUUGCAAGAACAGCAUUAUAUUCCAUCCCGAUACAUUGUAGCCAUAGGAGAUGUUCAUGGCCAUUUACAAGCACUGCAAAAAUUAUUAAAAAAGUUGGAACAGCAUCUAGGAAAGGAUUUAUUUGAAAAAUAUCAUUUAGUUUUCUUGGGAGAUUAUGUUGACAGAGGCCCUCAAAUUAAGGAAACAAUAGAAUUCAUGAUUAGCUUAAAGAAACAACGAAAGCCAAAUACCACUCAUUUUCUAAUGGGCAAUCAUGAUCAUGCAUGUUCAAUGUUCUUAGGUUUAUUCGAUGAUGCUUUGGAGAAUGGAAAAUCGCUUGGUAUCACAUGUCAAAAUUAUACACGUGAAUUUGAGCUAUGGAAAGGUAUACAAGAAGUCGCAAAUAACAUGCAUCUUCAAGGCCGACGAUGGGGCAGUGGGUUUGUUUAUUCGAGUUUUAACACAUUCUACAGCUAUAUUUGUGAUUCAAAUUCGCAAAAAGAUAUGGAUGUGGUGGGUGACUUUAAAAAAUUUCAAUCUAAGGUUCCUGACGAACAUAAGAACUUUUUUCGAAAUUUACCUUGGGUGUUGUUUAACGAGGACAAUAUUUUUGUUCAUGGUGGUUUUCACUCUUACACGAACUUGAAAGAACAGUUAGUGCCGUUGUUCAAGAGAGACAUUUAUCAACCAAGAGUAAAACCUCUUUCUGAACGAGGGUACAUCGACAUGGAUGGCCACAAAGACACACAUAGAAGAAUUGUGAGUGGCCAUGUUCAGGUGAAAAAUGCCAAAGUGAGUUCGAAACGAGCCUUAAUUGAUAUCAGUGGUGGUGUAACAGGAGAAUUGUGUGCUUUAAUACUACCAUCAGCUAAGGUCAUUACCACGGAAGAAAAUUCUGUGCUUGUGAAAGGAGACAUGGACGACGAGGAAUUGCAAGAAUUAUUAAAGAGUGAUUAA
Messenger RNA from Naegleria lovaniensis, 1062 nucleotides. RefSeq lists its product as uncharacterized. The transcript has 2 exons. Gene Ontology annotation, molecular function: hydrolase activity. Lineage: Eukaryota; Heterolobosea; Eutetramitea; Acrasida; Naegleriidae. The coding region runs from base 1 to 1062 and encodes 353 amino acids. The record is from RefSeq and is a predicted model, not a curated record.